AUGAUGAACAAUAUAAGAUUGUUACAGGAUUAUGAAAUCGAAAACUAUGGAUCAACUAAAGGUAUAAAUGAACUAUUGGAUGAAGUUAGAAAUGUCGUUGAUAUCUAUUUUAAUAAUCCAAUAUCACACGACAACAAUAACAACAACAAUAACAGUAAUAAUAAUAAAAUAUCACCAAGACAACCUGUAUUUAAAUCACCACCAUCAACAUCUGAUUUUCAAAAGCAAUCAUCAUUCGGACAACAAUCACCUCUGAAAGUUUCAACUCGAUUCCAAUUGAAUCCAGUCCAACAACAACAACCACCAUCACCAACAAAAUCACCUCAUGCAUAUCAAUAUCAACAACAACAACAACCAACAUCACCAACAAAAACUCCACCACAACUCUCACCAAAUUCAACAAGACAUCAACAGCAACAGCAACAACAAGCACACAACUACUCACUUGCUAAUCAAAAGAAAUCAGAUGCCGCUUCAUCAUCGUUUAUCGAUGUAAGAACGAUCGGUCUGAAAGAGUUGACUACUCUGUUGAAUAGGAGACGUGAAGGAUCCAUACAUAUCAGAGCAAUCAAACAAAUUGCAACACUCUAUCAGAAUGCCAAGCAAUCGCAAUCGAUAAAGAGUCGCUUCAUCGAUGAAAUACUCCAAGGAAGUUGUCUGCGUUCACUCCUCUCGUUCCUAACACUACAGGAACCACUCAGUUGCGAAUCGUUCGACUACUCUGACCCAAAGAUAAGUGAAACGAUCAUUGACAACUCGCUAUCACUAAAGAUACUGAUACAUCAGAUUCAGCUGCACUCUGAUAUCGGUCCCAAUGAGAUAACCACUGAGUCAAUAUCUAUUAAAUUACUUGAUCUAUUAUAUCAAGUAUCUGAUUGUCCUAAAACAAGAGCAUUUGCAUGUGAUAGUGGUAUAGAAAAGUUGGUUGAUUUACUAAAGGUCAACGAAAUCUAUCCACAAUCAUUGAAUAGAGGUAACUAUUAUAUCAUUUCAAAUACAUCAAAGGAAGAUCCAACUGCAAAUAGAGCUACUCUACAGAUUAAAGUAUUGCAAUGUUUAGAGAAACUAUCUAACAAUGAGAAUAAUAGAUCAAAGAUUGGUAUGGCAGGAAUAUAUAAUUCACUUAGCUAUCUUAAACCAAUGUAUAACAUUCCACCUGAUGUAUUCCGUUGGAAUACAACCAUACUUGAAAAAGUAUUGAAAUUUAUCAUUCAACUAUUAUAUAAUGAUCAUGUUAAACAAGUAUUUGUUGAAAAGAAUGGUUGUAAUAUUAUUGUAUCGAUGGUAUCGUCAGAGUAUUUGCCAUCUACAGUGUUGUUAUCGUGUGCUCAAGUGUUGGGACAGAUAGUGACACCAAAGAAGACUGAGAACAGUCGUGUUUUCUACUCGGUUGACAAGGUCAUGGGUAAUGAGAUCGUACCGUCACUGAUGAAGCUAUUAAAGUCGUAUCCAGAGGAGAGAGCACUACAACUCUUGGUAUGCAAAGUAUUCACCAAUCUCGGCACCAGAGAUGAGAACAAACAAUCCAUCUUCCAAGAAGGUGGAAUUCAACUACUACACAAUCUGCUACUGACCAACGAUGCAGAUGUAAUUGCAGCAUCCUGUGAAACUAUUGCUGUACUAUCAAAUAACAAAUUCAUAAGAAAAGUAUUAAGAUUAUUGAAUUCAGUUGAUAUAUUGAUUGAACAACUUAAUGGUAGUAAUCAAUUAAUCAAAAAGAGUUGUAUUCAAACACUCUACAAUAUAUCGUGUGAUGAAGAAGGUUUGGAGAUUCUGUUGGACGACAGAUCCGGUCUUUUACCUCAGACUCUAAUAUCAUUACUAUUUAGUAAUGAUGCACAGAUUCAAAUCUAUACUAUUAAAUUAUUAAGUAUUUUAACUCAAGAUGAACAAUACUUGGAUAUAUUCAUAAAUAAAGGUGGUAUCCAAGCAGUACUCAACUCAUUAUACUCAAAUAAUGAGAAUCUUCAAUAUAGUGUUCUUGAAUUCUUAAACAAAGUUAUACAAAGUAGCAGAAUAGUUCAAGCAUCAAUUCUUAAUGAUGGUAUCAUUGAUAAGUUAAAGAAAUUGUCAACUCAUGAAAAUGUAACAAGACAUUCAUCUAUUUUAGUACAACCUUUAAAGGCAUUCUUAAUGACAGUAAAGAAUCUACAACCAAAUACACCACCAGAAUCACCACCUAUUGAACAUCAUCGUUCACAUUCCAACCAACAGUCAAGAUCAAAUGGCAAUAAUAAUAAUAAUAAUAGCAAUAAUAAUAGCAAUCAAAGUAGAGUCGGUAAUAGUAACUCACAGUAUCCUGCUCAACGAUCACCACCACAAGCUAGAUUAAACUCACCACCAUCACCAUCUGAACAACCUAAGCAACCAGACUACAAAAAGAUUGAAGCUGUUCUAGGGAAAUUGGACGUAGACCAACUGAGAAAUGUCAUUUUGGAAAUGGUAAGACAUGAUCCAACCAUAUCAGAGAUUCUACCUACCUCUAUUAAAGGUGUAAUAACUGGACAACCACAAGUAUAUAAUAACAAUAACAAUAACAAUAACUUUGGUAACGGUGGUGUUGUUAAUCGUCAAACUUCUUCACCUCCACCACCUGUACAGCUAUCUUACCGUCAACAACAACAACAGCAACAACAGCAACAACAAUACAACCCAUCAACUCCACCUCCUCCACCUCUACCUCAAUAUCAACAACAACAACAACAACCAUCUAAACAAUUGAAUAAAUCACCAACUUCUCAACCAAGAACUGGAGGUAAUAACCAGAACAGAAAGAGUACUGGUAAUACCAAGACGACUGCCUAUGAUUGUCUUAUGGAUGAGAUAAGGGACAAGGUUGGAACCGGCAAGCUGAGACUGAGACACAUCGAUACUGAAGUGGAGACAGAGAACCGAAGAAAAGAAGAAUUGAUGCAGAAACAAAACGGUAUACUCAAGGACAUCGUUAACAAUGCUCAGAAGCGACAGGUUGCAGUUUCCAAUAAGCGAGUGCUAGUUGACUCAGGAACGAUGACCGGUAUGCGCAUUUGGAAGAAGGAUUUCGAUCUUUGGAAGACCGAGAUUCAAGCAAUGUUUAGAAGAAACAUCAACCUCACCAUCCUCAUAUUCAGAAUACUAGAGUCAUUCGAUAUGGAUUUCACAUUCAAAGAGGCAAUGGAGAUCUCUCAGUAUCCUUCGGAGGAACUGCUUUCUCAUGCACUCAUUCGUAUUGGUUUCAACAUAAAACAAUCAACCUAUACACAAGAUAAUGAAACCAAAGUAGAGUAUCAAAGUAUUUCAAAACCAACUGGAAUGCCAUUCAAGCUAUUGUUGGCUACUAUCUUGGACUAUAUGAAAUAA
Heterostelium album PN500 is the source of this 3339-nucleotide messenger RNA. RefSeq lists its product as uncharacterized. Bases 1 to 3339 code for a protein of 1112 amino acids. The record is from RefSeq and is a predicted model, not a curated record. The transcript is spliced from 9 exons. Gene Ontology annotation, molecular function: protein binding. NCBI's taxonomy places the organism in Eukaryota, Evosea, Eumycetozoa, Acytosteliales, Acytosteliaceae.